CAAACACGAGCAGAGCGGGACACAAGCGGAGCAGGCUAAAGGACAAGGGACAACGCGGAAGAAGCUGGAAACACCGGGGAAAGUUUACGUUUUAAAAAGGGAUUUGGACGACUGGGGAUUCUGGGACGGGGGAAAUCCCGUAAGGGGAAAGUCGAGAUCGGCAGGAGCAUCAGACAUGAAUCCGAGGUAUUGGUCUGAACUCGAUGCUGGAUGCCAUGGAAGUUCCAAGUCAUGCUAGGCACCUCCUCUUGCAAUUGAACACACAACGAACCAAAGGCUUCUUGUGUGAUGUUAUUAUCGUGGUGCAGAAUGCACUGUUCCGUGCUCAUAAGAACAUCCUGGCAGCCAGUAGCCUCUACCUUAAGUCUCUUGUUGUUCAUGACAACCUUAUCAAUCUGGACCAUGAGAUGGUCAGUCCAGGUGUGUUUCGAGUCAUUCUUGACUAUAUCUACACAGGACGUUUAAGUGAAUGUGACCCCACCUCUCCAAAUGAGCCAAAUAUAGGGGCAGUGUUGGCAGCUGCAAGUUACCUGCAACUUCUGGAUCUGGUCACCCUAUGCAAAAAGAAGCUGAAAAAGAAUAGGAAGUACCAUUUAAGUCAUAACCCUACAUUUUUAUCGUACAAAUUAAGCCUCAGUGGUGUGGGGGGAGGACCGUUUCCAAUAUCUACCCCUGUCAUCCACCCUUGCCACACUGUAGUGACCACCCCACGACCUACAACAUUAGAGGACCUGCCCUCCAUCCCACUGCCCCCCCAUGCGGGAGAAAUUUAUGCACCAGCUCCCAUCAAGGGUCCACCACCUUACCCCCCAACAAAGGCAUCCCUGUCACCACAGUCCAGUCUUUGCUUGCCUCCCAAUGAAAGGAAUUGUUCAUCGGUUUAUGGCCUUGACCUGUCUAAGAAAAGCCCAAAUUCCCAGUCUCAGCUUUCUUCUGGCAAUCCCCACUUGAUCUCUUCACUCCACCCAGAUGAGGAGCCUGAAGGCGAGCUUGACCAAAGUACCAGUCCCAUGCUCAGUCCCAACGAUGGUUCUAGAAAAAUGGACACAGGCCAUCAUAUGGGGUCUCUCACCCCACACCCCUUCCCACUACCCAACCAUCCACUUGCACCCAAUCUUCCCCAUCUGCAUCGUUCUCAGGGACAGGAACAGUACCCCUGCCCUCCAAGCCCAGAACCCAUAGAGGACACCAGAGAUCAGCGACGCGAUGCUUCCAACAUCUAUCGGUGGGUGAAGAAUGAGCCUUCCAACCCAGAGGAUGAAGAUGAGGACGAUGAAGAGGAUGACAGUGGGGGAAUGGGUGAGCAGGAUAAAGAGAGACAUCACCAGCACAUGAACCACCAUAAAAGCAAUGAGGAAAAACUGAACACAAAUGAGCGGGGCUAUGACAGAGGGACCUGCGAUGAUGGCGAGGAUGAGAAUGGAACUGGCAGCGAGGAAACCGGAAGCAGUGAGGGUCGUCCAUCUCCUCCUGUACCAGGUGGAAGGUAUCACAUGCCAUAUGAGCCAGAGAGUUUCGGAGAUAACUUGUAUGUGUGCAUCCCCUGUGACAAAGGCUUUCCCAGCUCAGAGCAACUCAAUGCACAUGUAGAAACCCAUACAGAGGAAGAGUUAAACAAUGGAAGUGAGAUGGACAGCAGCAAUAACAGCAACAGUAAACCUACUACUGUCCGUGCACCUACAAGCUUGAACAGCUCUAGUGGCCUCCACAGCCCUUACCACGAUGGCAAGUUGGCACAAAACCUCCAUUCCAUUGGUCUCGGGGAGAUCAUUCGACCAUAUCGAUGUUCUUCCUGCGACAAGUCUUAUAAAGAUCCUGCCACCCUGCGGCAACAUGAGAAAACCCACUGGCUGACACGUCCAUACCCCUGUAGCAUCUGUGGGAAGAAGUUCACCCAACGUGGUACCAUGACACGUCACAUGCGCAGUCACUUGGGCCUUAAACCCUUCGCCUGUGAUGCCUGUGGCAUGCGCUUCACUCGGCAGUAUCGUCUGACGGAACAUAUGCGCAUCCACUCCGGAGAGAAGCCCUAUGAGUGCCAGGUGUGUGGAGGCAAGUUUGCUCAGCAGCGCAACCUCAUCAGUCACAUGAAGAUGCACAGCAGUGGAGCUGCUGGCGGAGGACUAACUCCUGACGGGAAGCUGAAGAUAGACUUCUCUGAGGGGAUUUAUCCUCUGAGCAAGUACACAGCUGAGCAUCUGGGUCUGAAGCAGGAGAAAACCUCAGACCUUCUUGCAGCUUCUCAACACCUCCUUGCUGAUGCCAAGGCCAUGGAGAGCCUCUACCCGCUGUCAAAACUGGCUGUAGAUCAACUCGGCCUUGCCCACAAAAUGGACAUCCUGAACUCGUCACUUCCACCCACUUCCCAGCAGCUCUCAGCAGAGUCCCGCACCAUUGAUCGCUACUCUCCCAGCUAGAGGGGGGGAACCACUAACUUUAAUUUCCAAAGAGACAUCACUGUAUACCAAUCACAGUAUUCAACUCUCACCUCAUCGUCAUGUGGACCUGCACCUCAAU
Messenger RNA from Danio rerio (zebrafish), 2517 nucleotides. It is a transcript of the gene hic1, whose product is annotated as hypermethylated in cancer 1. Gene Ontology annotation, biological process: negative regulation of transcription by RNA polymerase II; regulation of signal transduction; intrinsic apoptotic signaling pathway in response to DNA damage. Lineage: Eukaryota; Metazoa; Chordata; Actinopteri; Cypriniformes; Danionidae. The record is from RefSeq and is marked validated. Gene Ontology annotation, cellular component: nucleus.